AUGGCCUCCGAAGAAUACUACAGGGACAGCAAAUACCUCAGUCAAGGCCAUGGCCAGGGCUAUGGUAGCCAGAGCCCCAUACCUCCGGCCGGAUACCCCGCGUGCCCUGCUGCAUACCUCGCCGGACCCCAGGAGCAUCGAAACGAUGCAGCGUAUCCGCCACAGAAUAGCAGUGGCUAUCAAUACCCACCACAGGAAUACUACGGCGGCUACCAACCUCCGCCACCAUACCACGACUACCCUACGUCGCAGACCCCAGGACAAGCUCCGUAUCAAUUUGCAUACCCCUCACAGCCCCAGCAGCCCCCGCAUCCCCAGCAACCUAAGCCUACAUAUCCCCAAGACACCCCUCAAGGCGGCCAAGGCCAACCCCAAGACCCCAAUGAGCGCGGAGUCCUGGGAGCCCUAGCCGGCGGCGCAGCAGGUGCAUACGCAGGCCAUCAAGUCAAUCAUGGCAUCCUGGGCACAAUUGGAGGCGCAAUAGUGGGGUCACUAGGGGAGGACGCAAUCAAGCAGCAUUCCGGGUCCCACGAGAAGAAGGAAAAGAAGUCAAAAUCGAAAUGGGGGCUCCAUCGGCGUGAUUCUUCAAGCUCAUCUUCCUCGUCUGAUUCCGACAAAGAACAUGCGAAGCCGCCAGUCCCACUCCCGGCACCAGUCCCAGCUCGAGCUCCAGCUCCGUCGAACCACCGCGGAAAUUUCUCCCACUCAUCCAGGGAUAUAUCCCUCCAAGGGAACUAUGAGCUUGUUGCGUCAUGCCAUGCGGUCUCUGGACGGCUCAAUGCCUCUAGGUUGCCGCUGAAUAGUGUCCUGACGAAUGAGUUUGGACGUUUCAAGUGGAAGAGCGGAGGCAAUUUCGGGGCAUCAGCUAGGAAUGCCCGGUUGACGGAGGGUGGGCGCGUGCUGGAGGCAGAGCUGGCGGAUGGAAGGGGUGGAUGGAGUAGGGACUGGGUAAGGCUUGAUGAAAGAAUCUCAAACCGGGAUGGGGUCUUGGUGUUUUUGGAUUAG
Aspergillus mulundensis is the source of this 1005-nucleotide messenger RNA. RefSeq names its product putative glutamine-serine-proline rich protein. NCBI's taxonomy places the organism in Eukaryota, Fungi, Ascomycota, Eurotiomycetes, Eurotiales, Aspergillaceae. The record is from RefSeq and is a predicted model, not a curated record. The transcript has a single exon. Gene Ontology annotation, cellular component: outer membrane. Bases 1 to 1005 code for a protein of 334 amino acids.